UUAAUAAUAAAAAAAAAAUACCUCUCUCUUUUUUUUUUUUUUUUUUUUUUCUUCUCUUUCCUGCAAAAAAAAUAAAAAUAAAAAAAUAUUUAUACACCCAUGAGCUCUGAAAGUGAUUUUGAUAUGUACGAGGAGGAGUCUGAGUUUGGUAGUUCCAUGAGUGGAAGUGGAUAUAACAGUAAUGACGAAGGCAUGGAAGACUUUGAUCCCGAUACCAAACCAAAAGCAUACCAAGUUGAAUACAACGUCUUGAGCUGUAACCAUUUAAAGAGUAAACAAGACAAGGAAGUAUCUCAAGUGUCCAUCAUUCUAGGAUUGUCGACAGAAGAUGCAGCGACUUUACUACGCUAUUUUCGUUGGAAUAAGGAAAAAUUAUUCGAACAAUACAUGGAAUCCUCUGAAAAGGUAUUGAGACAAGCCGGUGUUUCCUCUGUUUCGAAUUUAAGGCAUGCUUUAGUAUUGGCUAGAGAUGUGGGAGGUGAUUUCAUGUGUGAGAUAUGCUGUGACGACUCACCCGACAUGGAAACCAUCAGUAUAUCCUGUGGACAUCGAUUCUGUAAGAAAUGUUACACGCAUUACAUUAACCAGAAAAUAAGAGAAGAAGGAGAAAGUAGAAGAAUACAAUGUCCAGAAAAUAAUUGUCCAGUCAUCGUUGAUGAAAAGACCGUGGCAUUGUUGGUCGAUAACGAAACAAACCUCAAAUACCAUGAAUUGUUAAAUAGAACAUUUGUGGAUGACAAUGAUUUCCUAAGAUGGUGUCCUGCCCCAGACUGUGAAUACGCCAUCGAAUGUACUGUACCAAGUACCUCUUUAAAUUCAAUCGUACCAACUGUCCAAUGUUUAUGUCAUUGUAGAUUUUGCUUUGGAUGUGGUUUGGAUGAUCAUCAACCCUGUAUCUGUAUACUCGUUAAAAAAUGGUUACAGAAAUGUGAGGAUGAUUCAGAGACAGCAAACUGGAUUUCAGCCCAUACAAAAGAAUGUCCUAAAUGUCACUCCACUAUCGAAAAGAAUGGUGGUUGUAACCACAUGACCUGUAGAAAGUGUAGAUACGAGUUUUGUUGGGUCUGUAUGGGUCCUUGGUCAGAGCAUGGUACUUCUUGGUACACAUGUAAUAGAUAUGAUGAAAAGAGUAGUGAAAAUGCAAGAGAUAAUCAAACACAGUCAAGAGCAAGUUUAGAGAGAUAUCUGCAUUACUACAAUAGAUAUGCAAAUCAUGAACAAUCAGCCAAAUUAGAUCAAGACCUCUAUCAAAAGACAGAAAAGAAGAUGGAGGAAAUGCAACAGACAAGUGAUCUGUCAUGGAUUGAAGUACAAUUUCUUAAAAAGGCAGUGGAUGUAACCGUUCAAAGUAGAACUACACUCAAGUGGACUUACGCCUUUGCCUUUUAUCUUGACAGAACCAACGAAACAGAGCUAUUUGAGGAUAACCAGCGUGACUUGGAAAUGGCCACAGAACAAUUAUCAGAACUCUUGGAAAAACCUUUAGAACCACAAAAGAUUGCUGAAUUAAGACAGGCUGUAUUAGAUAAGACGGUCUAUGUUAAAUUAAGAAGAGAAAUUUUGUUAGAAGACACUGCAAAGGGUCUACAAGACGGAAGAUGGAAGUUUUUCGUUGAUUUAAAAUAAAAAAAAAAAUACAUUACAGUGUGACUCUCUU
This is a messenger RNA of Mucor mucedo, 1657 nucleotides long. RefSeq lists its product as uncharacterized. The record is from RefSeq and is a predicted model, not a curated record. Gene Ontology annotation, molecular function: zinc ion binding; ubiquitin conjugating enzyme binding; ubiquitin protein ligase activity. Gene Ontology annotation, biological process: positive regulation of proteasomal ubiquitin-dependent protein catabolic process; protein polyubiquitination; ubiquitin-dependent protein catabolic process. Lineage: Eukaryota; Fungi; Mucoromycota; Mucoromycetes; Mucorales; Mucoraceae. The transcript has 5 exons. Gene Ontology annotation, cellular component: cytoplasm; ubiquitin ligase complex. Bases 100 to 1626 code for a protein of 508 amino acids.